Messenger RNA from Teleopsis dalmanni, 1893 nucleotides. RefSeq names its product dynein regulatory complex subunit 3-like. The coding region runs from base 139 to 1845 and encodes 568 amino acids. The record is from RefSeq and is a predicted model, not a curated record. Lineage: Eukaryota; Metazoa; Arthropoda; Insecta; Diptera; Diopsidae. Gene Ontology annotation, molecular function: protein binding. The transcript has 7 exons.
UGUGUUCCUUUAUCUUUUGAUUUUGAUUUAAUUAUACUUCUUAAGUUGAUCUAAUGUACAAGACAAUGACAAUAUAUAUUUAUAUAGAGGAAUAGAAAAUUAUUGAACUUUUUUCAGUUAAACAAACCACCAAUAAAAAUGUUAGCCCAAAAAAAGGAUCCCGUAGAUGUUGUUAUAUUUCCACAAUAUGAGCCAUUAGUUAUAAACCAGAAAGUUAUUCUGGAUGCAUAUUUAAAUGUAUUUGUUGGUGAAAAGCAACGUCUGCAUAAUUUGGAAGAAAUCAGGUUUGAGGAUAUUCAAACAUUGCGCUUGGAAUUUAAAAAUAUCUUACGGAUUCGACAAUUUGAGAUAUUGCCUAAUCUUACUACACUUGUAUUGUCUGGCAAUAAUAUUGAAAAUAUAGAAUGCUUAGAAAAAGUAACAUCACUGAAGGAACUAGAUCUAAGUUUUAACAAAAUAGAGAGAAUUGAAAACUUAGAUACGUUAGUUAACUUAAAGAGACUUCUACUAGCACAUAAUUUAAUCCCAAAAAUAGAAAAUUUAGAUAAUUUGGUUGAGUUGAAAAUACUUAGCCUAAGCUACAAUAAGAUUAAAACAAUAGAUGGGUUAGAUCGUUUACGUUUCUCUAAAAAUUUCAAAGCAAUAAGUUUGGAAGGCAAUCCUAUAGCUAGUAAUUCGGAUAUUGAUUUGAAAUACUAUACGAUCACAAUACUACCGAACUUAGAAUAUUAUGAUUUCCAAUACAUAACUAUCAAAGAUCGACAGUUGGGGCUUGAAAAAUAUAUUUAUCGACUGCGUGCGAUUGAAGCAGAACAAGAGGAUGAAGUGAAACAACGUUACGAAGCUGAGAAGGAAAUAUCUGAUGCUGAGAAGUUGAUGGGAGCUUUUGUAGAACACUUAAAUGGUCAUCAACUUUUCCGUUCACUAUGGGAAAAUGAUGAAGAUGGUCGUAUACUUUUAAGCAUUGGUGAUGCUGCAGAUGAAAUAGUUACAGAAUAUGACGAGAAGAUGUUUGAAUUAACGCAGGAAAUAUAUAAACAUGGUUUGGAGAAAUAUCACGAGCGUUGUUUAGAGGAGGAGGAAUUUGCUGAAUGCGUUGAUGAAUGUAACAAAGGUUUUCAAGAGACAUGUCAAUUUGAAAUUGAGGAAUAUAUAGCAUAUACAGAUAAGUCAAUAGAAAAAAGCGCUCCAAUUCUAAGAAAAUUGGAGAAAUUUUUAUUGGAUGGUGGAGACGAAGAAUCUUUAGAAUUUGCAACUAUAAUUCUUCGUAUUGAUGAGAUUAUGGAAAAAUUUAAAGAAAAAACUGAUGAAGUAUGGAUAAUUCUGAUGACAGUUGAACUACAUUUACAUGAAUCUAUUGAAGACACAAUUACAUUAUUUGGACGAAAUUUAUAUGACUUAAUAUCAAAAUUUGUGGAGUAUGUGCAAUCAUAUUUUUCUCAACUUCGGGAUGUGGUGCAUACUUUUGUGAAUAAUUUGCAAGACGAGGUCUCUGAGUAUUUAAUAAAUACGAUAGGAACAGAAGAGUAUGAAAAUGUUUUACCAGAACUAAAACACUGUAUGGAAGAUCGCGAUGCUCUUGAUAAUUUAUUAGCAGGUAUGAAAGACGUACAUACUGGACGGAUUGACGAACGUGAAGAUCGUUUAAUAACUCGAAGUAGGGAAUAUGUUGAAAAACUAAUUGAAGAGCUGAAAUUAAAGGAGGAAGAAAGACAUGGACAUAAAAUUCUGGAAAUUAAUGAAUUUAUCGACUACACUACGGACAGAUGGGAUGUUUUUCGUGACGAAAUUAGAGAAGAUUAUUUAAGAUAUGGUGACAAAGAUAAUUCGGUUAGUUCAAAAUAAAUUUGGCAGUGAUAUAUUUAAUUGUAAAUGACAUAUUUUUAUACUAAA